AUGACUCUUGCAAAUCACACAGAGACGCUCAACAACGGCGUACAAAUCCCACUGCUACAACUUGGCACAUGGGAACUGGGCGACAGAACAGAAUUUGCUGUUUACGAGGCACUCAAGAGUGGAUACAGAGGCAUCGAUUGUGCUUCGAUUUACUUGAAUGAGGCUGCCUGCGGAGUUGCUAUCAGGCGGUUCAUGGAUGAUACGCAAACACCGCGCUCUGAUAUCUUCGUAUUAUCGAAGCUCUACAACAACUCUCACAGAAAGGAAGACGUGGAGAAAGCACUUGAUGUAUCUUUGUCCGAAUUAGGCCUAGAAUAUCUUGAUGCAUACAUCAUCCACUGGCCAGCUGCUUUCAAGCCCUCAGCUGACAAUCGGGCAAACAUCCCUCAAGAUGACCAUGGCGUUAUUAUCAACGACCGCGUCCCUUACCGCGAGACAUGGGAGGCUAUGGAACAUCUUCUGUCGACUGGGAAGGUGCGCUCAAUCGGAGUCUCGAACCUCACAGUAGAUCAGUUAAGCGAUAUGCUCUCAUACGCGCGUGUUAAACCAUCGAUUCUGCAGGUCGAAAUACACCCACGUUUGCCGCAGCAUAGACUUGUAGAGUUUGCAAAAUCCCAAGGUAUUGUGGUAGAGGGUUAUUCUCCAUUUGGAAACGCCAAUGCGCUAUACGAUCAGCAAAAUCAGCUUCUCCAAGACGCAACAAUAGGUUUAAUCGCAAAAAAGCACAGCGUUUCUGCUCCUACCGUUAUUACAAACUGGGUGAUAGGUAGAAGGAUAGUCACAUUGCCUCGUUCUUCCAAUCCUGAACACAUACAAGCUAAUGCACAGCAAAUAAACCUUGAUGAUGAGGAUAACGGAAAUUUGAAUGCACAAGCACUCACAUUCUCCAGGCGCUACUGCGACCUUUCAGAACUGUGCGGUGUGGUCUUCUUCGCAGACGAGAAGUCACCUGAACAAAUCAAGCAUCAGAGCAAAGAGAGCGUCAGAGCGCGUGCGCAGAGUCACAAUCCAUGA
Wallemia ichthyophaga EXF-994 is the source of this 1014-nucleotide messenger RNA. RefSeq lists its product as uncharacterized. Gene Ontology annotation, molecular function: aldose reductase (NADPH) activity. The record is from RefSeq and is a predicted model, not a curated record. The transcript has 7 exons. Gene Ontology annotation, cellular component: cytosol. NCBI's taxonomy places the organism in Eukaryota, Fungi, Basidiomycota, Wallemiomycetes, Wallemiales, Wallemiaceae. The coding region runs from base 1 to 1014 and encodes 337 amino acids.